AUGUCCAGCUCUACCACCAGCACCAGCACAUCGUCCAAGUUCUACGACUUCUCCCCUCUCGACAAGAAGGGCCAACCAUACCCUUUCAAAGAACUCAAGGGCAAGGUGGUUCUCAUCGUGAACGUGGCCUCUAAAUGUGGGUUUACACCCCAGUACCAGGAACUACAGGAGCUGUACACACGCUACCAUGACAAGGGUUUAGAGAUCAUCGGGUUCCCUUGCAACCAGUUUGGCAAGCAAGAGCCAGGGUCCGACGAGGAAAUCGGCCAAUUCUGCCAACUCAACUACGGUGUUACGUUCCCAAUCAUGAAAAAGAUCAACGUCAACGGGUCCGACGCAGACCCUCUGUGGGAGUACCUCAAGCAAGAGAAACCAGGUCUGUUGGGCUUCAAGGGCAUCAAGUGGAACUUUGAAAAGUUCUUGAUCGAAAAGGACGGCAAGAUCCACGACCGCUACUCGUCGCUCACCAAGCCUGCAAACCUCGACCACACAAUUGGGAAACUGCUUAACAAAUAG
Messenger RNA from Lachancea meyersii CBS 8951, 516 nucleotides. The record is from the annotation of a GenBank genome assembly. Lineage: Eukaryota; Fungi; Ascomycota; Saccharomycetes; Saccharomycetales; Saccharomycetaceae.